This is a messenger RNA of Oreochromis aureus, 1731 nucleotides long. RefSeq lists its product as uncharacterized. The coding region runs from base 184 to 1035 and encodes 283 amino acids. Lineage: Eukaryota; Metazoa; Chordata; Actinopteri; Cichliformes; Cichlidae. The transcript is spliced from 3 exons. The record is from RefSeq and is a predicted model, not a curated record.
GGGCAGGGACUGUGAGGAGGGCCAGGAUUCAAAUUCUAAGUGAUGUGUUGUCCCCCCAUUGUCAGUGGGGUAUAAUAGCGAGGAGUCCAAACUGGCCGCAGGGCUUUGGAGAGUUGGCAUCAGAGAAGGAAGUGGCCGCUCCUCGUCGCUGGAACAGCACUGGCCGGAAUUCUGGAUUUCACUAUGGCCUCUUCAAACUGCACGCGGAUUACAUCACUUUUCAUUUUAAUGAUGCUGAGCUGCUGUGGAGUGUUUGGGCGCGCGGUGGGCACAUCGGAGCUUUUGUCAGGGGAGCCACACGAAGCGACUUUACGCACAGGCCGGUGGCUGCGGAGCACCGCGGACCGGUGCGCGGAACUGGAAGCACCUUGGCUGGAGAACACGCAAGAAGCUCCCGUAGAUAGCGGGACGCGUUUGGAGAUCCGCAUGCGGCACUUUUCCUCUAGAGCUUCACGUGGGUUGGUUUUUCCAGGAAAGCCUCUGUUCAGCUUCGUCCGGCGCGUCUACCGCUGCUGUCAAGAAGGAGUAAACUGCAGGAGGCUGAAAGGGAUUCAAGGUCGCAUGAAAGGAGAUACAGGUGUGGAGUUCGUCCUCACCGGGGAGAUCUUAUCAUUAACGGUUACAAGAGCCGAGCUUCACCUUCAACUUUCCAACCCGCAACAUCUGGACAUCCGCCCUGUGCUUCCAUCCAUGGAGAAGCACAAGCUUCCUACAAGGUACACUCUGGGGUCACAGGGUCACACCGUGGAAUUGAGAGUGGACCUGCUGUUCCUUUUCCACAGCGCACAGGAGGUCAUGGGUGGUCGAAGGCGAGGCCCCAGCCUGACAAACAUCUGGCGGGCGGUGUUUUUGUCCGGUGGAGAUCCGCCGGGUGAAAAGCCCUUUGUAAAAGAUUCGGAGGACAACAUGUUGGGGAGUCCUCUUCUGGAUCUGGGCUUGGUCCUGGGUUGCAGUCAGGAUGGAACUGAGGUGUCAUGUAGAGAUGGUGGUGUUGACUUCACGCACACACCUUUCAUGGCUCUUUAUUUUGGAUGAGGUUAACAAUCAUACCUGACUGUUUUUGCACGGUCUAUUGCCAAUACCAGCUGACGACAAACAAAACUGAAAAGGAUGCACUUCAAUGUCAAAAUGAUUAAUUUAUAGGCUAAAUCUUUUGCAAACUAUCUAUCUAUCUAUUUAUGUGUGUGUGUAAAUAUGUAAAUUGUAAAUAUGACAUACUGUAAGUUUAUUGUGCAAUUUUGUGGUUAUGAGACUCGGUCCAGCAGUGGUUCAUGACAAAACAUGCGGCCUCCUCAGUCUGCUUUGUUCAGCUGCUGUCCUCCUUUAGCUACGCAUUAAUCUGCCUCGUGCUUCUAUUUAAAGAAGUUUUCACAGUUGGUGGGAAAAAGAAGAAAAAACAACACCUGGACAAACAAAGGGCUUGCACAUGUGCUUCGACCAUGCUGAACUGAGCUGCGAUUAUUCUGUUCAUUUGUGAGGAAGUACAGUUAGACGCUCGGACCCUGUAACAGUUUUCUAUCAUCCUUCAGAAACUCAGAAACUGAUGAUUAUCAUCGUUCACUUUUUAAACAUUUUUCAUUUGUUUACUCAAAAUAUGACUUCUGAAGGAGUGAAAAAAAGGACUUAUUGUACAUUUUUGUUUCUGUGCUUUGCUCAUGUGGUUGGACCGACCAUAAAAUAACUUAUUGGCUACACAAUAAAUCAGCUAUUAAUAAAAUUCUUUAGACGAAA